Molecule: messenger RNA, 363 nt
Organism: Dibothriocephalus latus
Lineage: Eukaryota; Metazoa; Platyhelminthes; Cestoda; Diphyllobothriidea; Diphyllobothriidae
Source: the annotation of a GenBank genome assembly
AUGAAUCGUUCUGUAACCUUACUCCAAAGCAACUUGCUUUUUCCAUCUUCAGCCAAUCGAGAGUAUCCCUCCACCGAAGAUCGCAGUUCCGGAGCCGAAACCGCCGCUGCCGUCAUCGUCGGUUGUGGAGUCAAACGAUCUGGGCAAGCAGGAGACGGAGAACACCACCACAACAAAACCUUCAAAGGCGCCUCGGACUGCCGAGAGGCCGAUGAUGUUUACGGCGGUGGUAUUGUCGUUGCUAUUGAUACUGUUAUGGAUAACACUGCUGACUAUGACGAUGAUGAUGAUGAUGAUGAUGAUGAUGGUCUUGAGUUGCUGUAUUCCAUUCUCUUUCACUGCCCUUUUAAAAAGGAUCCUUAA